Molecule: messenger RNA, 1374 nt
Organism: Ambispora gerdemannii
Lineage: Eukaryota; Fungi; Glomeromycota; Glomeromycetes; Archaeosporales; Ambisporaceae
Source: the annotation of a GenBank genome assembly
AUGGUUCAAGUAAAGAAUAUUUGCUGUAUUGGAGCCGGUUAUGUGGGAGGACCUACGUGUGCCGUUAUUGCUUAUAAAUGCCAUCACAUAAAAGUCACUAUUGUCGAUUUGAACACAGAUCGCAUUGCUGCGUGGAAUUCACAUCAACUUCCAAUAUACGAACCGGGGCUUGACGAAGUGGUGUUUGAAAGACGGGGGAAAAAUUUGUUUUUCACUACAGAGAUUGAGGAUGCUGUUAACGAGGCUGACCUUAUUUUUGUCUCUGUUAAUACACCGACGAAAAAGAGUGGAAUGGGUGCUGGUUUUGCUGCAGAUUUAGUAUAUGUAGAAUCUGCCACUCGAGGCAUUGCUUCGGUCGCUAAAAGUUCAAAAAUUGUAGUUGAGAAAUCUACUGUUCCGUGUCGUACUGCCGAAAGUAUGCGUACUAUACUAGAAACAAAUUCUACGGGAAAUCUUCGAUUUGAUAUUCUAUCGAAUCCAGAGUUUCUUGCUGAAGGUACUGCGAUAAAAGAUUUACUAUAUCCCGAUCGUGUGUUGAUUGGUGCAUUACAAACACCAGAAGGCAGAAAAGCACAACAAGCAUUAGCAGAAGUAUACGCUAAUUGGGUGUCAACCGAUCGCAUAAUCACAACGAAUCUUUGGUCCUCUGAAUUAUCAAAACUAGCAGCUAAUGCGUUUUUGGCACAACGGAUUUCUUCAAUUAAUGCAUUAUCAGCACUCUGUGAAGCGACAGGUGCAGAUAUUGACGAAGUAGCAUACGCAUGUGGCCGUGACGCACGAAUCGGUCCAAAGUUUCUAAAAGCAUCAGUCGGGUUCGGCGGAAGCUGUUUUCAAAAAGAUAUCUUAAAUCUCGUCUACUUAUCUGAACAAUUAAAUUUACCCGAAGUCGCCGCAUACUGGAAACAAGUGGUUGACUUGAACGAAUACCAAAAAAAGCGAUUCGUUGAACGAAUCAUCAAAACACUCUUCCACACCAUUACAAAUAAAGAAAUUGCGUUGCUCGGGUUCGCAUUCAAAAAGGAUACCGGCGAUACACGGGAAUCGGCCGCUAUCACAUUAUGUAAACAUUUUAUUCAGGAACGGGCGACAGUUCGUAUAUAUGAUCCGAAAGUUGCGGAUGAGCAGAUAUUUCUGGAUUUGACUGAACCGGGUAUUGUAAUCACGCGUUCUCCUUACGACGCGUCUCGAAACGUUGAUGCGAUUGUAAUUGCAACAGAAUGGGACGAAUUCAAGGAGCUAGAUUAUACGCGUAUUUACAAAAACAUGAAGAAACCAGCAUUCAUUUUUGACGGUCGUCUAAUUUUGGAUGCUGAUAAAUUACAGAAAAUUGGAUUCCGAGUUCAUACUAUUGGGCGUAAAGAAAACGAAAAAUAG